Molecule: messenger RNA, 10084 nt
Organism: Gorilla gorilla gorilla (western lowland gorilla)
Lineage: Eukaryota; Metazoa; Chordata; Mammalia; Primates; Hominidae
Exons: 3
Coding region: 2703-3794 (363 amino acids)
Source: RefSeq, a predicted model, not a curated record
GAUGUUAGAUCUUUAUAAUCUGGGCUUUGGCUGGGUGAUUUGGGGGAGCUUCCAUGAUUCACUGUGUGAAAGCCUGUCCAGAAAUCUCUCCUGCUACCCCUCCUGACCCUAUAUCAGAUUCUCCUAACAUGCAGUUCUACUGCAGACUCCAUGCCUCUGCUCACGCUGUUGUCUUCUGCCGGGCAAACCCUUAUCGAUCUCUUUAAGGCUCACCUCCUCCACUGUGAAAAACAGAAAAGCAAAACUGACUUCUAGGAGGUUGCCUGGUGCUAUGAGCCAGGCCGUAUGUUUUUGGAAGCUGGCUGGUGCCCACAACAAGGCCAUGUUGUUCUCCUGUUGGACAUAAACAAUCAUGCAGACCACUCACACAAGGGCACUCUGCAGUGGUGAUGAUAGGAGAUGACACGAGACCACAUCAUCAUUCUGUGUAAGGACAAAAGCAAGGUCACUGUGCCACCCACAGAAUACCAGACAUUCCCUUCUCCCAGCUGAUAGGAGUGACUGUGGCUUCUUUACACAUUGUAGCUUUAGCCCUACUCCAGCCAAACCUCUUUCUAGAAAACAUACAGCUACCGGAUGAUAGAAUUUUCCUACCUCCUAUCAGCACUCGAUCCAGAGCAAACCCCUGGACCCUCCCCCAAAUCACCCAGCCAAAGCCCAGAUCCUAAAGGUCUAACAUCCUCUUACUGAUAUGCUCCUCAUGGUGUGAGUCUUCCCUCCUUGCAACAAGUAAUAAACCCAGCUUGCUUGACUACAGAGUGUUUCAUGUGGUCUUUACUGGAGGACAUUCACAACUGUAACAGUAAAAAACGGAUGGUUAUGUUUCUUGGGGGAAGUUAAGGGAGUCUCAUUCUGAGGGCUCCCAUUUUCUAUGUUAAGCAAUAGGUGAAAUUAUCUUCUUUAUUUAUUUUUUGAGAUGAGUCUCACUCUGUCACCCAGGCUGGAGCCCAGCAGUGUGAAUAUGGCUCAAUGCAGCCUUGACCUCCUAGCCUCAAGUGGUCCUCCCACCUCAGCCUCCCAUGGAACUGGGACCACAGGCUCUCAUCACCAUGCCUGGCUAAUUUAUGUAUUUUUUUGUAGAGAUAGGGCCUUACCAUCUUACCCAGGCUGGUCUCGAACCCCUGGCUCAAGCAAUCCUCCCAUCUUGGCCUCCCAAAGUGCUGGGAUUACAGGCGUGAACCACUACGCCACAGUUGAGUUUAGAAUGUUUAUUUAAAAUCUUGUGACACUGAACUCAAUGACUAGUUCUCGGAAAACUUACUUUUUAAUAGUGUAUUGUGGUGUAAGGCCUGAAAUUAGGAUUCAUAUCAAAUUCUGUCUUUACAUCCAUUUAAAUCAAGAGGCCCUCAAAUGGCUGAACUCCAAGUCUCGUUCCCUGUCUGCUUCCGCAGAUGAAAUUCUCUGGCUAAACACUCUCCUUAUUUUAGGGAUCAGACACAGAGCCUGCUUAUCCCCAAACAGUAGGCUUCAGUUCCCUGCCAGCUCAAGGACAUAUUAUUCAGACAAGCCAGUCACACCCUCCCGUGGGAACCAGGGCUCACUCUGCACUUUUGUUACUACAAAGCCUGCCUCCAGCAGCCCCUCCUUGUUACCGUGUUUCGGAGUGUAGCCUCCACAUUGCCCUGCAUAGUGUGCAGGGUCCUUCUCCCCUGGACUGGAGUAUCUGUGACCAGUCAGCUGCUGUUGAUUGCAUCUGUCCUGCAUCAAGUGUUGUGUGUUCGGCCAUCCCCAUAUCUCUGGGGGCGGGGACAGAGGCGGGGGCAGGAGCGUGGGGGGAAGGAAUCCCUCUUUCAUCAAUGGAGUACAGAGUGUGAAUAAAACGAUUGGCAUCACAAACAGUAUGGCCCAUCCUUGAUUGAGGACCCCUGGUUAGCUUUAACUAGCUGCUCCUUUACUAAGUAGCUGGUUUUGUUUGUUUGUUUAUUUAUUUAUUUAUUUAUUUAGAGACGGAGUCUUGCUCUGUCUCCCAGGCUGGAGUGCAGUGGCGCGAUCUCAGCUCACUGCAACCUCCUCCUCCCGGGUUCAAGCGAUUCUCCUGCCCCAGUCUCCCAAGUAGCUAGGACUACAGGCGCCCACCACCACACCAGGCUACUUUUUGUAUUUUUAGUAGAGACGGGGUUUCACCAUACUGGCCAUGUUGGUCUUGAACUCCUAGACCUUGUGAUCCGCCCACUUCAGCCUCCCAAAGUGCUGGGAUUACAGGAGUGAGCCACCGUGCCCUGCCUAAGUAGCUGGUUUUAUAAGGCGGCAAGGACUGUUGAGAACAUCACUGCCAGUUGCUGGCCAGCUUGCCCUUCAGCUAAUGAGUUUUGUUAUCCCAGUAGGUGUUGCCACUUCUUCCCACCCUGAUGAACGUUAAUGGACUGUAUCUCCUUGUGAGGUCCCAUCAGGUGUGGCCCGUGUCGGCCAGGUGGUUUCCCAGGAUUCCACCUGGGGGCAGCAGCAACACGACAUCCUAACGGGUGGGUGCCUGAGUUCCACUAGAGUGAGGCCAGACUCUGUGGUCUUUGGUCUAGCCUCAUGACCAUCGCUCCAUCACCGGCUGCUUGGGACAGCCAGGCAGACACUGUUUGGGAAAGUGUUCCAGCAUAGUCCUGUGGACAACCCUUUUUCCUUUCCCCAAACACCAGGGUUUUUGGAACCAUCACCUGGGAAGAUUUAGGAAUGGCUCCCUGGUGGUCUCCUAACAGCCUAAAGACCCCAUGGGCUUUUUUUUGGCGGUGUUGCUUAUCUGCAUGCCAAAGGACCAAUCCUGUGGGCAAGGGGCUCGAUGGCCCCACCUGGACCCUAGACAAAAUGAACGUACUAAGGGGAUCCCAGCACUGGGGAGAUUUGCCUGGCCUUGCUGGGGGAGCAGGAUGGCCGCCCACGGAGCCGGCUGCUGGUCUCCCUUUCCCAUAACCUCCCGGAAGAUCCACACCACGAAUGAUCUGAUGGGGACAAAAACCCCGGGACUCGAGGGACCGUUGCGGCGGACCCUUAAAACACCUGGCAAUCCCAUUAAAUUGAAACAUGGUACAUAUUUUGCUAUUCUAGUUUUGGCUAAUACGUUCUAUUUAAAGGGUCUCCCAGCCACAGUUUGCCAGCUGGCAGGCGGCGCCGCAGGAAGUGACCGGGCAAGAACGGGGGUCGCCGCCCAGCUCGGCCUUCUGGUCUCUGCACCCUCGGCCUGGGGCUCCAGGCCACAAGGGGAGGCCGUGCUGGGCGGGCCCGAAGGGGGUGGGCGGGGCCCCGGAAGUGACGUGGGGCGGGGCCAACGGACCGCGGAGGCGGAGCCGCUGCAGUCUGGGCGCUGGAGCGGUGGGAGCGGCGCUCGUCCGCCGUUGGGGACCCCAGCUCGCGCGCGUGAAGCAGCUGGCCGACCAAGCCCCGGAAGGCGAGUGACGGAGGGGGCCGGACAGCUCCUCCGGGGCCAGCGGGCACCAGGCUUGGGGGCUGAGGCCCAGCGGCCCGAGACCAACUGGGUGGACCGAGGCCGCCUCCCCGCCAGCCCUGGGGUCCACUGCCCGGGGAGCAGCUCCCUUCCGAGGUCAGACUCGGGCCUCAUCCUCUCUUGCCGCGCGCCGAGCGGUUUUCAACUCUCAUUGCUAGAAUUCCUCCAACCACCCAGGAUAGCAGGACCGAGAUACAUGGCCACCCAUGACCCGGAGCAUCCACUUCCAGGGACAGGCAGUGGUGAUUGGCUUCGGUUGUCAUCUGUGCCAUCUGUCCAUGGUUCGAAAAGCUGCUGUUCACGUUUUGGGGAGGAUCAUGGUUUGAGGGCUCCCGUGGUAGAAUUUGGGGAGCUCUCAUAGGCAGAAGGCUGAGAAAAGUUGGUGCUAUGGGAAGUCAGCUGGUAGCCGAUGGAGUCAGGACCCGGGAGGAAUGGAAAGGGAACCCAGAUAGGAAGCUACUGCAGUAGGCUCAGAGAGGUGAUGACGGCGGGGCUAAGACAGCGGCCUUGGGCGGUGACUGGGAAGAACGUUGAACACCGUGUUUGGGCUGAAGAAAAGAGCAAGGGAAGAGGUGAGGAACUUCAGGGCUUUGACUCCUGAGUCUGAAAAAGGCACAGAUUCCUGCUAAAUCUUGAACACUGACACCAGUCAAAGCCUCAUCUUCAGACCUGGGAGAAGGUGACAAUCGAAAUGAAAUGCUUUCAUGAGACGCAGGGCCAGUAAUUACAAUAUUCAAUCCCCCUAGGCCCAGGGACUAUCGCGGAAGAGGUGGGCGCGUGAGAUUGUAAGGGCCAACUUUGAGGGAUAAAAUUAGAGUUUUUCUGUAAACAUUAAUAUCAAAGGCACACUGAUGCCAGGCAAGCGUCCGGCCCCUGCGUCGGAAUAACAGUUUUCCUGGACCACUGAUCUACUCUUUAACAGAAAAUUGUAAAAGGUUAUACAAGGCGUAUGGAAAUCUUACUUCGUGGUCAAACUGAUUAAAAUUAGAUUUGUUUAUAAGGCUUUAUUAGCUUUAACAUUAAUAAUACCCCUAAAACAUUAAUAAGAGAUCAAAGAUUUUUGUUUACCUUUUAAGUAAACUGCAGGAAAAAAAAGGAGAGAGACAGACAUUUAGUUGGCUUCCUGCUGUCUUCAUUGGAUCUUACAGUUGGGGAAACUGAGUCUCCUUCAUAUCAAUGAGUAAAAGGUCUUUGGUGUUUUGGUUUUUUGUUUUUUUGGUUUUUUUUGAAAUCUUUGAAUUAUCGUUUUGGCUAAAUGAAUAAUAUUUUAUAAUGAACUGUGAUCCUAUUUUGUGGCAUCAAAUGUUUUAAACUUUUGAUAUUCGACUGAUGAACUUCCCAACAUCAAAAUUUCAACUUCUGGCCGGCUACAGUGGCUCAUGUCUAUAAUCCCAGCACUUUGGGAGGCUGAGACCAGGCAGGCAGAUCAUUUGAGUUCAGGAAUUUGAGACUAGCCUGGCUAAAAUGGUGAAACUCCACCUCUACUAAAACUACAAAAAUUAGCCAGGUGUGGUGGUGUGUGCCUGUAAUCCCAGCUACUAGAGAAUCACUUGAACCUGAGAGGCGGAGGUUGCAGUGAGCUGAGAUUGCACCACUGCCCUCCAGCCUGGGUGACAGAGCAAAACUCUGUCUAAAAAAAAAAAAAAAAAAUCAAGUUGUAAAUUCAGUCUCUUUGACCUUAAGCUAACUUAAAAAAAGGCCAGCCAUGGUGGCUCACACCUGUAAUCCUAGCACUUUGGGAGGCCAAGGUGAGUGGAUCACUUGAGGUCAGAAGUUUGAGACCAGCCUGGCCAACAAGGUGAAACCCCGUCUCUACUAAGAAUACAAAAAUUAGCCGGAAAUCACUUGAACCCAGGAGGUGGAGGUUGCAGUGAGCUGAGAUUGUGCCACUGCACUCCAGCAACAGAGCGAGACUGUCUCAAAAAAAAGAAAAAUUAGUGGUGGAUGCAGUGGCUCACACCUGUAAUUCCAGCAAUUUGAUAGGCUGAGGUGGGCAGAUCACUCGAGCUCAGGAGUUUGAGACCAGUCUGGACAACAUAGUGAGACCUCGUCUCUACAAAAAAAAAAAAAAAAAAAAAAAAAACCAACCAAACAAAAAACCCAACAACAACAAAAAACAUGAAAAUCUGGGCAGGGUGGCAUGUGCCUGUAGUCCCAGCCACUCUGGAGACUGAGAUGGGAGGAUUGCUUGAGCCCAGGAGAUCAAGGCUGCAGUGAGCUAUGCUGUGAUUGCACCACAGCACUCCAGCCUGGGCUACAGAGUUUUGGAGACCCUGUCUCCAAUAACAACAACAAACAAAAAAUAAUAUAUAUUUUGAAAAGAUAUUAGGUCCUCUGGCUGGGCGCGGUGGCUCCUGUAAUCCCAGCACUUUGGGAGGCCAAGGUGGGUGGAUCACAAGGUCAGGAGAUCGAGACCAUCCUGGCUAACACAGUGAAACCCCGUCUCUACUAAAAAAAUACAAAAAAUUAGCUGGGCGUGGUCAUGGGCGCCUGUAGUCCCAGCUACUCGGGAGGCUGAGGCGGGAGAAUGGCAUGAACCCGGGAGGUGGAGUUUGCAGUGAGCCUCCAGCCUGGGCGACAGAGCGAGACUCUGUCUCAAAAAAAAAAAAAAAAAAAAGAUAUGCGGUCCCCUGAAGUCCAAAAGAGACAUAUUAGGCUUAUUUGGUAUAUUAAAAUUACACAGGAAGCAUUGUCAAAUAUGAAAUGGUGUUUAACCUUCUUUGGGUUAUAUUUAUAUAAAUGUGUUAUAAAUGUGUGCCAAAAUUACAUGGCAUUCCUAAAAUCCUGAUAUGUCUUAGUAUAUGCCAUUAGUAAUAUGUGUAUUAUGUUAAAUUGUUGUAUGCCACAGAAAUAACCAGAUUUCCUUGACAAUUGUAUCUUUAAUGUGUCUUUGACUAGAAUGUCUUAAAAAUUUUAUCAUCUACGAUUAUUGUUUUAAUGGAUUCUUCUCAAAAAGCGGCUUACAGUCAACUACGGUCCAAAAUUUGCUCCUUGGAAGACUCCUGAAUGCAGGUUUCUGAUGAUGUCAGAGAGACUGUGCUGUUGGAUUAGACAGAAAACUUCUAGGACUCUAAUUAAAAGGCUGAUGUGGUCAUAAAGAUUGCUAACCCAGUAUGAAGCAAAACAAGAGUUAAUUGCAUGGACUGAGCUAAUAGAGGACUGAACUAAUUCUUUUGUGGCUUUUUUGGUUUGAAACAUUGCUGAUUCUUUUUGUUAUUCAGUGUCAAAUUUUUUUUCUCUUGAGCUAUUUGUAGCCCUUAACAAUUGAGUAUACUCUUGUAAAUAAAAUUUAAAGCAGAUUUCUUGCUGUCUGCUUGAUUUCUCCAGAAUUCAAAAACUAUUUGCGAAUAUUCUUAACUUGUGGCAAUAUAGUUAUGUGCAUAAGUUCAAUAAGAAUGUUUUCUUUUAUAACAGCACAUAAUUGGAGGUACUGGUUUUCUGACCAAGGGUUUAACUGGAAUGACAUUUUUAGAUAUAAGCAGACUGCUUUGAGGAAUUGAGAUUGACUUUAUAGAGCUGAUAAAUGUCCCUUGGAAAGACUGGCCUCACACCUCUCUAUGUAGUUCCUUUGCAGGAUUCCUGACCUGUGCUAAGUAAAGAAUGUCACUUUCUGACAGGCCCAGGAAUCUAAAGUUACUUUGACACCUUGAGAGGAGAGGAAUUCACCCAAUUUGUACAGGUAUCUGCAGGCACAGAUACAUUAUUGGCUGAGCUUGAGAGGCCUUUAAAAGUUGAAUCUGAGAUUCCUUUUGAAAAGUUCCAGCAAAGCCAACUUAAAAGAGCCUAUAUGGACAAUAAUUCUUGCUGUACUUUACGCAAAUAAUCUGGCUAAGUAUAAUAAGACUAAAACUUAAUUUGCAAAUAAAUUGGUCUUACCAUGAUUUGUCUUUGGUAGAGAUGGGGAACUGGCCAGAGAAAAAUUAUGUUUCAGAAGAAGACUGUAGUAUACCUGUUAUUACAUUAACCUAUGAUUCCUGGGUGGCAACCUGGAGCUGCAGCUGUGCUGCAUUCAGUUAUUAAAGGUAAAGUGUACCAGUGGAAUUUUUUGUUGUUGUUGUUUUAAUUUUUUUUUUUUACUUUUUUUCUUUUUAAUAGAAAGCCAUUGCAAGAACCAGUGGAAUUUAAAGAUGGAUCAAAUUCCUGGGGAGUUGGACUACUGGAUGCAUAAGGAAAUCCAAACUAAUAAGGAAAAAGUGAAAUAUUCAUUCCUCAGUUAUUGUUAUCUAUAAUAGCUAAAAUUAAAGUAAGAGUGCUGGAUUGGGCCUUGAGGCUGGACCAAGCUCAGAUGUGGGUCUGAGUUUAGAUCACUAGCCUCAAAGCCACCCACAAAAGAGGUAGUUUCUGGUGCCUCUCAGACCUGUGGUUUCCAAGAAGGUAGUCAAGGUAGGGAAAGGCAAAACGAAGUAACUACUGAAGCCAAAUGGUGUGAUGUGAAGGAAGUGUUCCCUUUUGUAGACUGGUAUCAUCAGCUUCCUUGAGGCACCUUUCCUAAUAAUGGAUUGUGAGAAUAACUAAUUUGGAAGCAGUGUCUUUUGUUUUAAAUGCUGCAGAGUGGAAGAGCAUGUCUGGUUAAUGUAGGGCCCACAGCUCACAAUUGAACAGUCGUAGAAGGAUAUAUAAUUCAGACACACAGGAGGUUAUUCCUGAGCGUGGACUGGAUAAAAGUCACUGUAAGAUCUGUUUACCCGAGAUAAGUGGAACUGCCCAACUCCACUUAUCAAUGCCACCUGGAGCACCUCAGAUGAAGCAGCUGAUAUGCUUUGUACGCUAGCCAUGGGGGCCUGGCUUUAAGAGGACAGGAAUUUUAAUCUUACAUUUUGCUUUUUGACCCUUGUGUUGCUUAAAAGGUUUUCAGGAUUAAUGAGUGCCUACCCACCACCAUUUCUAUCUGGCCUAGAAUGUUUAAUUGAAAAUCAGUCUUUUGAUUCUGAGUCCCUUGGCCAUAGAAGUCCCACUGAGGGAUAGGAUGGACCCAGAGCAGGCAGCCAUACCACCCCAGCAAUGAUAUGGGACAAAAUAAAAGCUUGGCUAUUGAUGCUGCCUCUGGCAUAUCUUGACCAAAAGGGGCCAAACUAAAAAUAAAGUCCUAAGCCUGUCAUUGACUGAACAGACCCAUUUGUGACCAAGGGGACCCCAGUUGCCAGGAGACAAAUCUUACCUGGGGAAAAGUCUUGCCCCUUGCCCUGCUGAAGAUAUGAAUACCCCAGAAGUGGGUUGGCUCCUAGCCCCUUUGAAAUACUGUACAGGAGACCAUUUCUCCAGAUUCCCUGAUACUUGAGGAUUUUUCCUCUCCAGAAAGAGAAGCUAGUUCAUAUAUAAAAUCAUUAGGAAGUAUGUUAACUAGUCUCUGAGUUUCCUUCUAACAGGUUCCAAUUCCUUGUGCCUCUUUAUUCUUUGAAACUGGGGAACCAGGUCAUGCUGAAGACCUGGCAGUCCCACCAGGCUCAAGACCAGCUGCAAGCACAAUGGGUCAGCUCCUUUGCGGUGCUGCUGACCACCCACCCAUCUGUCAAGUUUGCCAGUGUUACCCAUGGACUCACCGUACUGGAGUAAAACUAGUCCCUCUGGGAUCCCUCUAGAGGAAACACUCAUGGUCGUGUGAACCCUUCUACCGCCUUAAGUUAGUAUUCAAAGCCCAGCCAAAGACCUGAAAUAAGAAACCAUACAGAGAACCCAGAGCUCUGAGGAGUCUUCUCUUGGAUUCCCCAAGGGAUCCACUCCAUAUUCUGAGGCCCAGUGUAAUCACAGAGGUCCUUCACAGUUGCCCAGGAAGUCCGUGAAGACACAACUUUGGAAGAAAGGCACCGCAUAAAUGCUGCUGGCUUUGACAAAUGCAGGAAGAGGCCAAGGAACAGGGCAGACCCAAGAAGCUGGAAAAGGUGAGGAGGCAGAUGCUUCCCUCACGUGUCCAGGAAGGCAUUCAUCAGCCCUGCUGCCACCUUGAUUGUAGUGCAGGCAGAUCUGGUUCAAACUUCUGAUCUCCGGAAAUGUGAGAUAAUCCAUUUGUAUUCUUCAAGCCACUAACUUUGUGGUGAUUUGUUACAGCAACAACAGGAAACGAAUCCCUUUGGAAUGGGAAUUGCUGUCCUAUGCCUGACCCACCAUCAUAUUUUGGAAGCACAUUAAUUUCCCAGGCCCACUGGCGGAGAGGAAUCUGCCUUAGGAGAAAUCUUGCCCGGAGUCUCACCUGUAUCUGAUUCAAAUGAGACUCUGGACUCUUGACUUGGUGCUAGGACAAAUGAAAACAUUAAACCUGUUGGGAUGGAAUGAAUGUACUCUGCAUGUAAAAGGACAUGAAUUUGGGGGGCUGGAGCAGAAUGCUAUGGUUUGACUGUGUUCCCCAAAGUUCAUGUGUUGGAAACUUCAUUCCCCAUCCAGCAGUGUUGAGGGGGCGGAUUUUUAAGAGGGCAUGGGUCACGGGGCCCUGCCCUCAUGAAAGCGUUAGUUAUCGCAGGAGGGGUUCCUGAUAAAAGAAUAAGUACAGGCCCCUUCCCCCCUCUUCCUCUCCUGCAGGCAAGCAUGCCCUCUUGCCCUUCCACCUUCCACCAUGGGAUGAUGCAGCAAGAAGGCCCUCACCAGAUGUGGGCCCCUUGACCUUGGACUUCCCAGCCUUGAGAACUGUAAGAAUAAAUCUUUGUUCUUCAGAAAUUA